GAAUGUAUAGCGAAACAGGAAACGACUGCUGUCCGCGUAGUAUCCGUACUAGUAUCGGGAAAUUUCCGAUAAGAAGACAACAGCAAGUCACGGAAAAUCGUCGACGAGAAGGGUUUUAAGUUUUUAGAUUUAUCUUUCUCUUCUACAAACUUUUAACGUCAAAAUAAUACUUCUUCUUCGACACUAAACGUUGCGUUUCACACACAAACAUCUGUUCAAUUCUCCUUGGACCUCUCUCCUUUUCCUCUGUCUUGCUCUUUUCUCUCUUUGGGAGGGAAUUGGAGCUUCCUUUGGCGGGAAUUCAAUUCCCUUUUGUAAUCUAAAUCUCUUUUUUGUAUAUGUAUUUUCCAUUUGGAGUUUCAUUUCAAUUGCCGUUUGGGAAUUCAAAGUAAAUAAUAUAUUUUUCUGUAUAUACAUUACAUAAGCUGCUGUUAGCGAAAGGGAAGACGAUGGGAGUAUCAGAUAAUUCAAAAGGGCUAAUUCUUGCAGUGGCAUCGAGUGCUUUUAUUGGGUGCAGCUUCAUUUUGAAGAAGAAGGGCUUGAAGCGAGCUGGUCCUAUUGGUACUCGUGCUGGAGUUGGUGGUUAUACCUACUUACUAGAGCCACUAUGGUGGGCUGGCAUGGUGACAAUGUUUGUCGGAGAGGUUGCAAAUUUCGUGGCUUAUGUUUAUGCUCCGGCAGUUUUAGUAACUCCACUUGGUGCACUUAGUAUCAUUAUCAGUGCAAUCUUGGCACACUUCAUGUUGAGGGAACGGCUGCAGAAAAUGGGUAUUGUUGGAUGUGUCUCCUGCAUUGUUGGAUCAGUAGUUAUUGUAAUCCAUGCACCUCAAGAGCUUACUCCUAAUUCUGUACAAGAGAUCUGGACUUUGGCAACCCAACCAGCAUUUUUAGUAUAUGUAGCAGCUUCACUUUCAAUGGUGUUAGCUUUGAUUUUGCACUUUGAACCUCAAUGUGGGCAGACAAACAUUUUGGUCUACUUGGGAAUAUGUUCUUUAAUUGGUUCGAUAACGGUUGUUAGCAUAAAGGCCAUUGGAAUCGCAAUAAAGCUUACUCUGGAGGGAACAAGUCAGCUAGCUUAUCCGCAGACUUGGUUUUUCCUUACGGUUGCAGUUAUUUGUGUCAUUACGCAGCUAAAUUACCUCAACAAGGCUUUGGAUACGUUCAAUGCAGCAGUUGUUUCUCCAGUAUAUUACGUAAUGUUUACAACUCUAACUAUUAUUGCUAGUGCCAUAAUGUUUAAGGAUUGGUCUGGUCAAGAUGUGAGCAGCAUAACCUCUGAGUUAUGUGGAUUCAUUACCGUAAUAUCAGGAACGAUCAUACUUCACGCAACUAGAGAACAGGAACCACCACCUCCUUUAGGAACUGUGACAUGGUACGUAAAUGAGGAUUCCGUUAAAGGCCUUGAAGAACAUUUAAUCAACAUACAAAGUUCAGAUGAGCAAUGAUUCUUCCAGGUUUGAGAUGGUUGUGAAAGGAAGAUGAUCACUGAUGUUGGAGCAAAUGCUGGAAUCAGUGUUAUGGCAAAGUAAUUGCAGCAUGAAGAUCUCCCUGUUUUUUGCGUUGUGAAUAAUUGGAGUGGUCUUUUGUGUAUGCCUUUUCUUGACAAGCUGUGGGAGGACACCCAGAGUGUAUAGCUCUAAUUUUGAAUCAUAAAAACCCUUGACUAACACUCUGAAGAGUCCAGUUGCCGUAUUAAAAGAUUAGCACAGAAAAAGAACUUACAGACAACAGAUUUAACCACAGGUACCAUGAUCUCCUGCAGCUGGUCAUGAUAUUUGUAAAUAUUUGUGUUUUAUCUAUUAGUUGCACUUGAUACCUUUCAUGGUCAAGUUUGAUUGAUAUGUGAGUGUUUAUUAGUCCACUGUUUAUAGUUAAGUAAAUUUUUUUUUUUUUUAAUUAAUUGCAUUUCCAUUUUCGUGAUA
Messenger RNA from Jatropha curcas, 1922 nucleotides. RefSeq names its product magnesium transporter, putative (DUF803). Gene Ontology annotation, molecular function: magnesium ion transmembrane transporter activity. NCBI's taxonomy places the organism in Eukaryota, Viridiplantae, Streptophyta, Magnoliopsida, Malpighiales, Euphorbiaceae. Gene Ontology annotation, biological process: magnesium ion transport. The record is from RefSeq and is a predicted model, not a curated record. Gene Ontology annotation, cellular component: membrane.